Molecule: messenger RNA, 1183 nt
Organism: Uranotaenia lowii
Lineage: Eukaryota; Metazoa; Arthropoda; Insecta; Diptera; Culicidae
Product: zinc finger CCHC domain-containing protein 10
Exons: 3
Coding region: 307-1083 (258 amino acids)
Molecular function (GO): zinc ion binding; nucleic acid binding
Source: RefSeq, a predicted model, not a curated record
ACGAUUGAUCGACACGGGCGGAAAAUAAAAACGUGGUGAACGGAAGAAAAUCGAGGUUGUGCUGCGUUCAACCUUCGCGAAGUCGAAAUUGUUCGUGACCGCGGGUGCAAGGAAAUUUCUCCGAUUUGGGCCCGGAGUGCGUGUGCGGACUACCGCAAAGUGAAAGGCUCACAUCCUGAAAACACUGGAGCAAAGGAAAACCACACAGAUACACAGGACCAGGAGUGGUUGAAAUUUUCCCAGAACCGGAGCAGUGGAAGAUCUUCCAGGAGCGGCAUCGCGGAGGCUGAAUCGCCUCAUUCGACUAUGGCUACUGAUGACAGUUCGACAUCAGCAGCAGUCGGUGGCAUCUUUGGGGUCCAGAUCUCAAAUCAGACACCGGAGCAGUGGUCGCAGUUCUCGUCGCGCGAAAGUAGCACAAGUGCACUUCAGUGUUGGGUGCUGCUCGAGUUUGUUCUUCGCAGCAGUGGAAGAAACCGUCGUGAAUCGUGUGCCCGACUGCAUCCAAACGUCGGACCCGGGUGCGCAGGUAUCCAAUGUGCACAGGCAAGAAAAGAAGGGCAAUCAUCGCAGGAGCACGUUUCAGCUGUGGAUCGGCCGAACUCGGCAGGGAUGCCAAACGAUUGGACGAUGAUGGAAGCAAAACUCGCCGCAGCUUUCCCUAAAGGUAUCAGGUGCCAAAAGUGUCUUGAAUUUGGUCACUGGAGCUAUGAAUGUAAAGGAAAGCGAAAAUAUGUGCAUAGAUCAUCGCGAACUCAGAUGCUGAAAAAAAAUUUGAAGAAAACCGAUCCUGCAAAAAGUUCGUCUAACCCGGCAGAAACUAUAACAAAACAAAAAAAGACAGAUAAGAAGAAAUCCGAAUCAUCCGGUAGUUCCGAUAGCAGUAGCGACAGCAGUUCUUCAAGUUCCGACUCAUCUGAUUCAGAUUCGAGUGAUAGUGAGAGCUCGACCAGCUCCAAUAGCAGCAGCAGCAGUUCUAGUAGCAGUAGUAGUAGCAGUAGUAGCGACAGUAGUAGUAGUAGCAGUGAUUCAGAUUCGGAUUCUGGGAAAGGCAAACCUAAAAAGAAGAAAGUUAAGAAAUAAAUCUUCUAAGUAAAACUAUACUAAAAGUUACUGGUGUAGUUUCACUCUUACCGCUAAUAAACUUGAUCUGAAUACAUAAAUGUUCGCAACUUUAUUAAAA